Molecule: messenger RNA, 1004 nt
Organism: Myripristis murdjan (pinecone soldierfish)
Lineage: Eukaryota; Metazoa; Chordata; Actinopteri; Holocentriformes; Holocentridae
Product: dispanin subfamily A member 2b-like
Exons: 2
Coding region: 60-311 (83 amino acids)
Cellular component (GO): membrane
Source: RefSeq, a predicted model, not a curated record
CAUUGGCCAACACACUUCACCAUAGUUACUGCCUAUUUCAACAGAAACCAAGAGCCACUAUGGAGGGAGGCCAGCCCCGAGCUGCUGCCCCAUCUUACCUGGGAUGGUCCAUCUUUAACACUUUGUGCUGCUGCCUGCCUCUUGGGAUUGCUGCUAUUGUCUGCUCCUGCAGGGCACAAAAUGCUAAUACCAUGGGUGAGACAGCUACGGCUGAGGAGGCAUCAAGGACCGCCAAGACCCUGAACAUCAUCGGACUUGUCUGUGGAAUAAUUUUGAUCAUCAUUGUCAUCGCUAUCAAAGCCAGUGGAUGAAAAUGGGGGACUGUUUCUUUUUAACCAAAGUUAUCAGCUUUUGCUUGUAUGUAUCUAUUGGCAUCUCUGCAAAUCUUUUGUAACCAUGGACCUCCUUUCUCUACACACGGGACCACCUGAUGAGAACCAGCUGCCCAUGUGUGUAAUAAUUUUGAUCAUCAUUUCAACACUAUCAAAGCCAGUGUAUGAAAGUGGAGAACUGUUUCUUUUUCACUAAAGUUACCAGCUUUUGCUUGCGUGUAUCUUUUGAUAGUUCAGCAAAUCUUUUGUAACCAUGGACCUUCCUUUUCCUAUACCACCUGAUGAGAACCAGCUGUGCGUGCGUGCGUGUGUGUGUGUGUGUGUGUGUGUGUGUGUGUGUACACGCACAUAUGCGUGUUCACAAGCUCACAUGUAUGUGUAUGGUAGUGCCCCUCCCCUGACCAAGCCCCAAUAAACAGCCCCGAGGAAUGCACUGCAGUGCUGCACAGACCAGUUAUUGUGCAGCUGAUGCUGAAAGACCAACAUGAACAACUUCACUGAGGAGAAAACCUUUCCUAUGAAGCCAAGCAGUUUUUGUUGUUUUGUUUGCCUCUUUGUUAGUUUCACUGCAAUAAACAAAUUAAUACAAAUCUAUCAAAUGAAUGUUCUCAUUUUGUGAUCGAUGAUGAACAGUAACGAUUUAAGCAAUGUCACAAUUAAACAAAGGUCAUG